Messenger RNA from Phytophthora sojae, 1971 nucleotides. RefSeq lists its product as hypothetical. The record is from RefSeq and is a predicted model, not a curated record. Bases 1 to 1971 code for a protein of 656 amino acids. Gene Ontology annotation, molecular function: RNA binding. The transcript has 3 exons. Lineage: Eukaryota; Oomycota; Peronosporomycetes; Peronosporales; Peronosporaceae.
AUGGCGACGCCUCCGACCGUGCGCGUGUACGUGGGCGGCCUGCCGGCGGACGCGCGCAACCAGGAGCUGCGCGAGCGCUUCGGCCGCUUCGUGAGCAGCGGCGCGGACUGCCAGCUGGCGGACGUGGAGCUGCCCAAGCCCAAGGCGCUGGAACCGGCCGGCGGCGCGCACCGCGGCUUCGCGUACCUGACGCUGCGCGGCGCGGACGCGGACGCGCAGAGCGAGAAGCUGCAGAAGACCUUCAACCGCACCAAGUGGCGCGGCUCCGUGCUCAAGCAGCAGCAGCAGAUGAACACGCCCGCGGAGACGCUGCAGCCACUGAAGGUGGGCGUCAGGUUCAAGGGCAGGAAGAGGACCAGGUUCCCCGAGCUAGAGGAGGGGGAACAGGAGCAGAACGUGAUUGGGGAGGACGAUGUGGAGGCUUUCGUGCGGCAGAUGGAGGAGCAGGCCGCGCGUGAGAUGGAGGCCGAGCAGGGAGAGAAGAAGGAGCUGACGAAGGAGGAGAUGAACGCGCGUCGUCUGGCGGCGUUGGAGGCCAAGCAGCAGCGGAAGAAGGAGGAGAAGGUGGUGAUCCCCGCGGCUGGAGAGGCCGUGGCGAACAAGAAGAUCACGUUCGAUGACAGCGGCAACGAGCAGGAGCCGGACGAGCAGGAGGAGGAAGAGGGUGCCGGCGUUAUUUCCAACUGGAUGGACUCGAGCGAUGACGAAGAAGAUGGGGAGGAGGCUGGGCGUGCAGCUCGCAAGACAUUUGACUUUACGGACGGCGACGACGCUGAUGCUGCGGCGGAUGCUGCUGACGCGGAGACCCAGGCUGCGUUCGCGCUGCGACCCGAGUUUGUUGGUGAGAAGGGUAAGAAGCUGUUCGAAAUGCAGAAGCGCUUCGGAGGCGACUCUCGUUUCCGUCUGGACGCGCGUUUCCUGGAAGAGGACGCCAACGAGUACGGCGGCAACGAUGUGGAUGAGGAGGAGGACCAGGAGAUCGAUGAGGAAGCCGUUGUUGAGCUGCAGAACUUCUUGGAGGAGGAGAACCCCGAGGAAGCUGCUCGCCACGCGCGCGAGAUGCGCGAAGAGGAGGAAGCCGCGCUGCGCGUAGUGUCCAAGCUGUUCCCCGAUGUCGACGUGACGCGGUUACAGCGACGGAUGCAGGAGCAGCGCAAGCCCAAGGAUCCGCUGAAGGAAGCCGCGUGGAUGGGAGAGCUGAAGCGCUACGACCCGCGCGACGCCCACGCGUGCCGCGAGUUCGAGAUCCCGAUGACGACUGCGGCAUCUGGAGCGCAGAAGAGUGAGGAGGAUGCCGUUGCUGCACCCAAGCGCGAGGAGAAGGAAAUCCCUACGGGUGGCGACCGCUUCUUCGCCACUACCGGCGACUUGAGCAACCUCUUCUCGCGUGUGCGCAAAAACUCGGAGGACGGCGAGGAAGGCGAAGCUGCGCUUGAUGGCGUGUUUGGCUUUGGCUUUGGGGGUGGCGCUGCGUCUACCGAGACCGGCGGUUCUGAAGCUCCGUUCAAGCUCAGCUCUCUGUUCUCGUUCCCUGUCGGAGAGGACAAGCCACUGGCUGCUAUGGGUGAGCAGCUCCUCGAAGACGAGCAGGAGGAGGCUGCUGCUGCACCAGACUGGGCAUUCUCGCAAGGUGUCAACGACCUUGAGGACGAAGCUAUGGCCACGGACAGUGAAGCCGGCGAUGAUGCGGAGACCGAGGAGGAGCAGGACACGGCCGCGCUGACCAAGAAGCGCGCCAAGAAGAGUCUGGAGGACUUCCUGGCAUUCGGUAGGACCUUCGUCGGUGGCGAAGAAGUACAGGACUGGCCCGAGCGACGGAAGAAGCUCACGCUCGACUACAAACGCAAGCGGCGCGACGCCGUCAAGAUGAAGAAGCGUCAGAACAAGCAGCAGAACAAGGCCAACAAGGCCAAGACAGAGGCCAAUACUACGGGCGCAGGGGCGUCGAAGUGGAAGAAAGCCAGGGUCUAA